UUGGUCAAUAUACAUAUUUUUUGAAUAUAGGGUUCUAUACAUUCUAAAUUUAAACAUAGUGAACUAUUCAUUAGCCUCUCUUUCUAUUUUAAGAAAAACCUAAUUUUGGAGGUUUAAAAGGUUAUGAUGAAGCAUAAAAAAAUUCCUAUCAAUUUCUCCAUUGUUUUUCAAAAAAAAAUCUUCUUGUUAGUAAAAAUGGUGAUGGACAGAGAAGAAAGGAGAAGAAAAAUUAUGGAACGAGGAUCAGAUCGUUUGGCGUUAAUCACAGGCCAAAUACAUAACUUUGAUCCUUCAUCACCGUCGUCUUCUUCCUCAUCAUCAGCUUCUCACAACCGCACAUACAGCGAAUCUAGUUUCAUGCCACAAACUCAAUCUGCGCAUCAUCUUAUCCAAGAAAGCCCAUCUCUUAAGUACCAUUUCAAAGAGGAAGUAAAGGAAAGAUCAGAAGAACCAAAACUUUCGUCGAGUGCUCUUAACAAACCCUCAAAAGGUGAACCAAUUGCAAAACCAGAAGAAGCAACGAGAUCAGUAAAGAGUCAGAAUCAACGACCUAGGAGUUUCUUCAGCUCCAAGAAACUUAACGCUAGCAUCAUAAGCUCAGAAAGAACUCGGAGUUUGAGCUCUCUCGCGAUAGCUGCGUUUGUGAUUCUACUCCCGAGAUUGAACAUUAUAAGCUCAGGCAGUGUCUUGACUCUGAGACCUCUUUGGCUGCUGAUUCUUACAGACUGUGCUAUUGUAAUGUCUCAUCUGACCGUGGAAGCAUCUGGAGGAGGAUUGGGCCAUGAGAUGGAAGAUGAAGGAAAGAGUAAAAAUGGUGAAAACUGGUCUGAUGCAGAGAAGCUUCUAGAAAGAGGAGUUGUUGUGUAUCAAGCUCUUCGUGGAAUGUUCAUAGAUUGUAGUCUUUAUAUGGUUGUUGUUAUUUGUGGAGACUCUAUUCUCUAAGUUUUCUUUUUUCUGUUUUCUAAAGUUUUCCUUCAUAUUCACAAUUUUGAUAUUGUCACUUUCUUUAUGGAAAAUAA
Messenger RNA from Camelina sativa (false flax), 1019 nucleotides. RefSeq lists its product as uncharacterized. The record is from RefSeq and is a predicted model, not a curated record. Lineage: Eukaryota; Viridiplantae; Streptophyta; Magnoliopsida; Brassicales; Brassicaceae.